This is a messenger RNA of Aspergillus ochraceoroseus IBT 24754, 159 nucleotides long. RefSeq lists its product as uncharacterized. The transcript has a single exon. Lineage: Eukaryota; Fungi; Ascomycota; Eurotiomycetes; Eurotiales; Aspergillaceae. The record is from RefSeq and is a predicted model, not a curated record. The annotation marks the transcript as partial.
UAUAUAGAUAUACUAGAGAAAAUCUUGACCCUAGUUAUUAAGGGGGUUCUCCUAGUCUAUAGAACUAUACUAAUAGUAACUCUUUUUAGGGAUACUAGCCUGCUAUCUAUAAUAGUAGCCCUAGAGAAAGCAUGCCUGCACUUCAUACUUUAUUUCUAA